CAAAUGGAGAGAACUAUAAGGGAAGGAUACGAAGUCUGAACGUUUUGCAGAGAAUAACUGAAAAGUCACUUCAGUUGUACCCCUUAACUGCUCUUCAACUCAAACGCCCCUCACACAUUCUUCACCUCUUUCUCAUUGUGUUUCAAAAAAGCAAAAGAAAUAAGUAUGGUGUUGGAGUAUCCAUCACCUGAUGAUCAUCAACCACCUUCAACUUCAAGGGCUAUUCAUCAUCAGAUUUCUGGCUCCACUCAACUAACUAUCCCUUCGGUUGGUUACAUGGCCCCUCGUUUUCAAGAUUCUAUCAAUGUGCGUGAGUCAAUGUGGAAAGAGAUUGAGAAGGAGCGUAUUAGGGAAGAAAUUAUCGCAGAAGAGGUUGCUCGAAGGCGAAUGUUGGAGCUCGAAGUAAGAAGAGAGCUUAUGAUGGAAGAAGAUAGAAGAUUUGCUUCAUUGGAUUUUUCUACAAGGUUUCCAUUCUUGAACCAACAGGCUAACACCAUGUCGCUUGUAUCUGGACUGGGUGCUAGACAUGCCACGGAACAGAUUCCGGAGGUGCCUUUCCAGCACCGUGCUGUGGAACCAAAUGUUUCAACAUUGACUGCAGAGCAGAAGAUUUUACAAGUGCAGCCCUCUUUAGAGCCUGGCUUGAGGAAAGAGAGUGGAGUCUUGUUGGUUCGUGUUCUUCCUUAUUGUCGCCCCUAUUUAUCUGUAUAUUAGUUUAUGGGUUCUGAAUCACAAUAAUUUUUGUUUACAGGGUUCUUGAUAUAUUAUAUGAAUUUUUAACACUGGAGUUUUGCUAAACCCGUAGCUAAAGGGCUGGUUCCCCUAUCUGUCGAUGUUAUUCAGUUGCGAUGCUG
This is a messenger RNA of Lycium ferocissimum, 854 nucleotides long. RefSeq lists its product as uncharacterized. The transcript is spliced from 2 exons. The coding region runs from base 166 to 714 and encodes 182 amino acids. The record is from RefSeq and is a predicted model, not a curated record. NCBI's taxonomy places the organism in Eukaryota, Viridiplantae, Streptophyta, Magnoliopsida, Solanales, Solanaceae.